CGCGGAUGUGGACGAGCACCUGCGAGCCGCCAGCGCACGGAGCAGACACGCCCGGAGAAGAGCGCACACGGCCGGGCUCACGGCACAGACACGCGCCGGGAGUGGAGCGCUGAGAGCCGCGCGCACACGGAGGCGCACCCGGGGAGGAAGAAGAGGAAGAGGAAGAAGAGGAAGAAGAGGAGGAAGAGGAGGAGGAUGCGCGGAGGGCUGGAGCAGCAGUGAGACAGCAUCUUUACCGUGACACAGCGGAAUCCACGCGAGGACACAGCUGAAGACCAGACUCACUCAGUGAACAUGUCGGACAAAAGUGACCUGAAGGCGGAGCUGGAGCGGAAGAAGCAGCGUCUGGCCCAGAUCCGCGAGGAGAAGAAGAGGAAGGAGGAGGAGAGGAAGAAGAAGGAGUCGAGGAAGGCUGAGAUCCAGCAGAAGACAGAAAUCGCGACAGAAGACUCAGAUCUGGACAGAAAGAGACGAGAGACAGAAGCUCUACUGCAGAGCAUCGGAAUCUCUCCAGAACCUUCUCUAGUUCCCGCCCCCAUGUCCCCGUCCAAGUCUCUGAGCACGCCCAGUGAGACAGGAAGUCAGGACUCUGCAGAGGGCGGAGCCGCGGGGAGGUUCACUAGACUCCAGGCUGCAGCUCCAAGCUCCAGGACACUGCAGUGGGACACAGACCCUUCAGUCCUCCAGCUCCACGCCGACUCCGAGCUCGGUCGGAGGCUGCAGAGACUCGGUGCCUCCAGAAUCACUCAGGUCGACUUUCAGCCCAAAGAACUCGUGUCCUACAGCAAAGAGACGCAGACGCCCAGCACCACCCAACCCCACGAAGUGGAGGAGGAAGAGGAGGAUGAGGAGAUGGAGGUGAAGCCCGGCCUGAUGGAGGCGGAGCUGCAGGACGACGACGAAGCCAAGGAGACCAAAGACGGUGUGGUUCCUCUGCUCCGGGAGCUGACGGAGGAGGAGCGGCAGCAGAUCCUUCACUCCGCAGACUUCCAGAGCUUCUUCGACUGCUCCAUCCGAGUCAUGGAGAGAGCCCUGGCAGAAGACAGCCACAUCUACUACGACUACAGCGGCCGCGACCACCACAAGGACGGAGACGUGUCCGGAGGCUCCAGUCUGUCCUUCUCUCGAGUUUUCUACGACGAGCACUGGUCCAAACACCGAGUCAUCACGUGUCUGGACUGGUCGCCUCAGUACCCGGAGCUGCUGUCGCCUCCUACAACAAUAACGACGAUGCUCUCAUGA
This is a messenger RNA of Boleophthalmus pectinirostris (great blue-spotted mudskipper), 1242 nucleotides long. RefSeq names its product cytoplasmic dynein 1 intermediate chain 1 (gene dync1i1a). Bases 295 to 1242 code for a protein of 315 amino acids. Gene Ontology annotation, cellular component: cytoplasmic dynein complex. Gene Ontology annotation, biological process: transport along microtubule. Gene Ontology annotation, molecular function: dynein heavy chain binding; dynein light chain binding. The record is from RefSeq and is a predicted model, not a curated record. Lineage: Eukaryota; Metazoa; Chordata; Actinopteri; Gobiiformes; Gobiidae. The transcript is spliced from 11 exons.